AUGAGAUGUCUUUACGAUAUUGACGACUUCAGCUCUGACAAAAAUCCACUCGGUAUGGAUAACGAAACUGCCUCUACGCUGGACGAGGUGAACAACCGCCUUGCAAUGGUUCUACUUCCCAACUCCAUCAUGCUCUUAAUGUAUAUUGUGUUUGGACUUAUCGGCAACACAGUGGUCAUCUACAUUUGUAAGUUCAGGUGUCGAAAGCCAUCCGGUGACAGAUUCUUCAUUCCUUACCUGGCAGGGAUAGACGCCAUGGCUUGUGUCAUUUGCUCAUCUGCCAAUCUCAUCAUUAAUUUUAACCCGGUGCGUUACACAGAUGAUAGUAUGUGUAAGGCAUUCUUCAUGUUGAGCCAGUUUGCGGCAGGUUCCUCGGCACUGAUGCUGACAAUUAUAGCCAUCGAAAGAUUCCAGUUAGUCUGUCGACCAUUCAAACCUAGAAUGACUUCAACAUGCAAGAGACUGGUUGUUUCUAUCACAGUAUUCAGUGUGUUUUCGCUGUCGAUUCCAAGUUUGUUCACAACCGGAAUAGUGCCAAUAACUAACACGCGUUUGAAUGUGACAGGAUACGUAUGCGCUUCUGUAGAUGUGAUGGGAUCCCGUUUGUUCACGUUCGUUUACAAUAUAUUGGUCCUGACCGUCUGUAGUGGAAAUCUAAUAGUGCUGUGUGCUCUCUACGUCAUGAUUGGGAAGACCAUAUAUGGACGAGUGCAAUACCGAAAACGCAUGAAAAAUCAACAUUCUUUUACCACGGAUGGUAUAAGUGACACUUGUUUGGGACAGUCUUCGGCCAUAUCAAAUACUUCUAGCUCAGCCGUCCUGUCCAGAGUAUCAAACAACACUCAUGCCAAGAAGAUGAGAAUGGCUGGAAACAGGAUGUCAAUGAUAUUUCUCGUUAUAACUGCGGUAUAUGUGUUGUGCUUCGUGCCGACAUUAAUUGCGAUGUUGAAAAGUUCCCUGGACAGGAAUGACUGGGCAGAUAAAACUGCCGCUGAGACUCUGGGUUUGCGAACAGCUAACACUUUAUACAUUAUAAAUAACAUUGCUAAUCCAAUUAUAUAUGGCUUCUUUGACCAAAAGAUGCGAAAUGAGAUGACCACAUGUCUCUCAAAGAUAUGUUAG
This is a messenger RNA of Pecten maximus, 1122 nucleotides long. RefSeq names its product cholecystokinin receptor type A-like. NCBI's taxonomy places the organism in Eukaryota, Metazoa, Mollusca, Bivalvia, Pectinida, Pectinidae. Gene Ontology annotation, cellular component: membrane. The coding region runs from base 1 to 1122 and encodes 373 amino acids. The transcript has a single exon. Gene Ontology annotation, biological process: neuropeptide signaling pathway. The record is from RefSeq and is a predicted model, not a curated record. Gene Ontology annotation, molecular function: G protein-coupled peptide receptor activity.